AUGGGCCUCUUCGGCAAGAGCCACGAGAGGCCGCCCAAGGAGCUGGUGAACGAGUGGUCGCUGAAGAUCCGGAAGGAGAUGCGCGUGGUCGACCGGCAGAUCCGAGAUAUUCAGCGAGAAGAGGAAAAGGUAAAAAGAUCAAUCAAAGAUGCUGCCAAAAAGGGUCAGAAAGAUGUCUGUGUGGUCCUGGCGAAGGAGAUGAUCCGUUCCCGGAAGGCUGUGAGCAAACUGUAUGCCUCCAAAGCACAUAUGAACUCUGUCUCGAUGGGGAUGAAAAACCAGCUAGCCGUCCUAAGAGUGGCUGGAUCCUUACAGAAGAGCACAGAAGUCAUGAAGGCCAUGCAGAACUUAGUAAAAAUCCCUGAAAUUCAGACUACAAUGAGGGAGUUGUCCAAAGAAAUGAUGAAGGCAGGUAUUAUAGAAGAGAUGCUGGAAGAUACUUUUGAAAGCAUGGAGGACCAAGAGGAGAUGGAAGAGGAGGCAGAGAUGGAAGUUGAUAAAAUUUUGUUUGAAAUUACAGCUGGAGCCUUAGGUAAAGCACCUGGUAAAGUUACUGAUGCCCUUCCAGAACAUGAGCCUGAAGGGGCUACAGCAGCCAUUGAUGAAGAUGAAGAAGAAGAUAUCGAAGCCAUGCAGUCACGGUUAGCUACUCUCCGUAGCUAAGAGUAGAACUCCUGUACAGUUUGAUUCAUUUUGCCAUGGGCUGUUCAGUCAUGCCUUUACAAUGUAAAAAUUCACAUAAAAGAAUUUCCUGUAUAUAUCUUUA
Euleptes europaea (tarantolino) is the source of this 766-nucleotide messenger RNA. RefSeq names its product charged multivesicular body protein 3 (gene CHMP3). NCBI's taxonomy places the organism in Eukaryota, Metazoa, Chordata, Lepidosauria, Squamata, Sphaerodactylidae. The transcript is spliced from 6 exons. Gene Ontology annotation, cellular component: multivesicular body; ESCRT III complex. Gene Ontology annotation, biological process: endosome transport via multivesicular body sorting pathway; protein transport; late endosome to vacuole transport. Bases 1 to 663 code for a protein of 220 amino acids. The record is from RefSeq and is a predicted model, not a curated record.